CUGCGCCGGCAUGGCGGUGUGCGCUCGGCUCUGCGGUGUGGGCCCGUCGCGGGGAUGCCGGCGCCGCCAGCAGCGCCGGGGCCCGGCCGAGACCGCGGCAGCCGACAGCGAGCCGGACACGGACCCCGAGGAGGAGCGCAUCGAGGCGGGCGGGGCGCUGUCCGGGGCGCCGGGCGGCCGGGGCGCCGGCCCCCCUCCGCCCCCGCGCUGCUCGCUCCUGGAGCUGCCGCCGGAGCUGCUGGUGGAGAUCUUCGCGUCGCUGCCCGGCACCGACCUGCCCAGCCUGGCCCAAGUGUGCACCAAGUUCCGGCGCAUCCUGCACACCGACACCAUCUGGAGGCGGCGCUGCCGGGAGGAGUAUGGCGUUUGUGAGAACCUGCGGAAGCUGGACAUCACCGGCGUGUCUUGUCGAGAUGUCUAUGCCAAGCGUAUAAACCCUCGCGUGAAGUCGGGACGUUUCAUGAAAAUUCUUCCCGAUUACGAGCACAUGGAGUACAGAGAUGUUUACACCUGCCUGCUUCAUCGAUACAGACACAUUCUGGGAUUGUGGCAGCCGGACAUCGGGCCCUACGGAGGAUUGUUGAAUGUGGUGGUUGAUGGCCUGUUCAUCAUUGGCUGGAUGUACCUGCCUCCUCACGACCCUCAUGUGGAUGACCCAAUGAGAUUCAAGCCCUUGUUCAGAGUCCACCUGAUGGAGAGAAAGUCUGCCACGGUGGAGUGCAUGUAUGGCCACAGAGGGCCCCACAAUGGCCACAUCCAGAUUGUGAAGAAGGACGAAUUCUCCACAAAGUGCAACCAGACAGACCACCACAGGAUGUCUGGUGGGAGGCAAGAGGAAUUCCGAACAUGGCUGAGGGAAGAAUGGGGGCGGACACUGGAGGACAUUUUCCAUGAGCACAUGCAGGAGCUCAUCCUGAUGAAGUUUAUCUACACGAGUCAGUAUGACAACUGCCUGACCUACCGCCGCAUCUACCUCCCACCCAGCCACCCGGAUGACCUCAUCAGACCCGGCCUUUUCAAAGGCACCUAUGGCAGCCACGGCCUAGAGAUUGUUAUGCUCAGCUUCCAUGGAAAGUGUGCCAGGGGCACGAAGAUCACGGGGGACCCCAACAUCCCUGCUGGGCAGCAGACAGUGGAGAUCGACCUCAUGCACCGUAUUCAGCUGCCUGAUGUGGAGAGCCUCCGCAACUUCAAUGAGCUCUCGCGCAUCGUCCUGGAGGUUCGGGAGCAGGUCCGUCAGGAGCAGCAGCAGCAGGAGAAUGGGCCCGAGGACGGUGAGGGCCGAGGCCAGCAGAGUCCCCGAGAGCCCCAGCGGGGCCCUGCCCAGCCCAGCGCAGAGCUGCCUGCCGAGAAGGGCGGGGAGUCUCGGGAUGGAGAGGCCGAGGCUGCAGCUCCACCUGCACCUGAGCAGCCCGCCCAGUCAGGGCAGGGGCAGCCGUUCGUGUUGCCUGUGGGCGUGAGCUCGAGGAACGAGGACUAUCCCCGCACCUGCAGGAUGUGUUUUUAUGGCACAGGCCUCAUUGCUGGCCAUGGCUUCACCAGCCCUGAGCGCACACCUGGGGUCUUCAUCUUGUUCGACGAGGACCGCUUCGGGUUCAUCUGGUUGGAGCUGAAAUCCUUCAGCCUGUACAGCAGGGUGCAGGCCACCUUCCAGAACGCAGAGGCGCCAUCCCCACAGGCCUUCGAGGAGAUGCUCAAGAACAUCCAGUCCCUGACUUCCUGACGGGCCAGUGCCCUGUAGGGUGGCUCCCAGGGCCCUGGACCCUGCUCCUGCGAAAGGAAGCAGCAUGCACUUUGGAGAUUUGGCCUUCUGACCAGAAUACCGACCUUGUAAGAGUCUUGGCCUAGCCACCCCAAGAUUCUUGUAUAGAGUGUACAUUUGCCCCGGUCCUCGUCAGGAGCUCAUAGGAAGGCUGACUGAGCAUGUCUUAUAAAAAAAGAAAAAAGAAAAAAGAAAAAGAAAAAGAAAAGAAAAGAAGGAAGAAAGAAGCUGAAAGGACUGAUGGAGAGGGCUGACUACAGUCUUGUGAACAACUCGAGUGGAGAAAUGGGGUGUCCCCUUGGCCUGUAGGCAGUUUUCAUGGGACAGGCUGAGUGACCCUCUGGGCUACUAGGGGGGAUUGAUUGUGCGUGAGCUUUGCCAGCUCCCUUGCAGGAGGCGAGUGAAAGCGGCUGCAGGCUGGCAAGGGGCUGGGGCAGUGAGUGCUCAGAGGGAGUCCUGGGGGGUCGGGAUGCUGGGCCAGGACCCUGGACUGAAUUCUUGUUUCUCUACUAACCUGCUUGGAUUUUGGACAAAAGUAUUUCACCUCUGCCAUGUUUGUGCAUCGGUGUGGUGGGGUCAGUGAUGCAGGCCAGUAGGGAGUGGCACAGUGGGCCUCUGAACAGCUUAGGGGCCCUGGCCUCUCUCUAGCUUUAGAGUUAAGACCCUCGCUGCAGCCAGUUCCAGACAGGGCAUCUGUUUGCACACCCCUACCCACCUCCUGCACACGCUCUGGUGUUGGAACCCUGAGCUGAGCCACUUGUCCCAGAACCUGCCCCAGGAUUUGGCAGGGCUACAUCCCAAACAGUCCUAUAUUGCCCAUUUGUACACAGGUGCUGUUUUUGCAAGUGUCAAAGCAGCAGAGUGGUUGCACAGAUGACUUUGGAGCCCCUUUGUGGGUAAUAGGGCAGCUUUCUAGAAAAGUCACCCCUUAUGUAUGGAAUGCACUUUGGAGACCAGGGCCUCUUGGGAGCCUCUGGGGUGGAAACCCUGAGCAUGGAUGCUUCUGCUGGUGGUGUGCCUGUGUCCCAUUGACACCUGCAUUUGGGGACCCUCCGUAAGGUCUCUGCUGAGAACAGAGCCCGAAAUGCACAUAGACACCCAAGAAUUAGUUGCAGCUCUGUCUCCAGCCUGCAGAGAGCUGUCACCAUGUUCGCCUUCUAUGAGUUGUGGCUUCACUUGGGAGGCAUGCAGAUUUUGUCUCCCUCUGUGUGGCUUGCUCUUGUUGGGUGAACUGUGCUGAGCCCUCAUGCGGGGGGGGGGGGGGGGGGGAGGAGGUAAGGGACCCCAGGGAAGGGGGCAGCUUUGUGGUGCCUUCAUGUAGAGACCAACAUGAGAUGUCCCAUGAAACGUGUUUUCCUGAUGAAUUUCUCCCUGACUGGCCUUUUUAAAAAAAAUAAUAAAAAAAUCCCUAUUGCUCUAGCUUCAGUACCUUUGGCAACUUUGAACUUCCUUUGCUUCCUAGAAUUGUAGGAUUGAUAAGCUCUGCGGCAUGGUCCCUAAAAGGCAGACCUUCUAGGAGGUUCUUUCCGGACUCCGACUCGGGAAGGAGGCAAGCCAAGAAGGCAGGGUCCCCUCUGGCUGGCUGUCGGCACCACAGCUCAGCUCACCUCCCACAUCUUUCUAGCAGGACCUGAGGUGCGGUCACAGUUUUUGUGUCUUCCGCGUGUCUUCUGUGGGACUGAGCUUUCAAGUGCUGUCACCCCCACCCCUUUGUGGCUGUUGCUGUUUGACCUGUGCCAGGUGUGGCUGCUCCUGCAUGGGGUAGCCACGGCCAUGAAGCCUCAGGGAGAACAGAAUGAAGGGAGAACAGAAUGAAGGCCAGCAAUGUGACGGCUGCCGUGCUUCAUGUUUCGCCCAAGCCUGAGGCUCGCUCUUAAGGCUACUCGGCCCGAGGCCUCCCCUUGUCUGUGACACCCAUUGACACUCAUUGAAGAUGAGCCUUUUCAUCAGAAAGGGGCCCCAUGGUUUCCACUGUUGGCUGCAUUCACAUUGGUCUCUGUCUUAGGCCAGGCCCCAGGGACCUUUGGGGCCGAACAGCUGGUUGUGGCCUGGGUGAUGCCAGGUAGGGCCUGCAGUGGUGGAGGGUGAGGGCUUGUCACCUGCACAGCUGGUCAUUCAGAGUACGUGUUGUGUCCCACUUGGUGUAUUUGUGGCCAGUUCUGGUUUCCAGUUUGGUAGGUGAGUGGGUAGCUAUGUAAACUAGCCCCAGCGGGCAUGCCUUAGGGGAGAGUGGGCAACCGGCUUCUGGGAGCCACUUCUGGCUGGUGAGCAUUCAGAACGGCUCCCGUUGUGGUUGGAAGCUUGAAGACAGCUGGGAUUUGAUAAAGCAGGUCCCCACAAGGAACCAGAAUGACCUGAUUUAGGGACUGUCUGUGCUUGUGCUUGAUUCCAGGAAGGGGUUACCGGACCCUGGGUCAGUCUGGACAUCUUCCCCUGGUUGGCACCACCUCAUUUGCCACUGUGCUGCUGUGAGGUUGGAUAAGUCUGUUGUGUGAGUGGCAGGAGCCUCAGGUGUGUCUCUGCGUACCUGGGCAUGUGCUGUUCUGCUACUUGAGGGGGAAUGAUGUGAUUGGAGAUUUCAAAUGUGAGUCAUUGGAGUCUUCUCUAUUGGGGCUGAAUGUUCACUGCAUGAGGCUGAUGUAAAUGACUUUUUUUUUUUUUUUUUUUUUUUUGGGCUAUCUGGUUAUGUUGGCCUAACCACCUCAGACUUGCAGUGGUCUGCUGUUGGGUGGGAGCAGGUUUGGAGGCCUCAUGGUGGUGGGAGUUCCAGAAUCCUUCCUCCCAUGUUCCAGACUGGGCCUCCCUUCCCAGCAUCACCCCUUGGUCCUGCCAUCUGGACUGUGGCUGAUGCUGAGGGCUGCAGCUUCCACCCCUCCAUCCCCUCCUCCCCCAACACAAGCAGCUUAGGCUGGAUGCCUGUACCCUGGCAUUCCUCUUGGCCAGGGCAGAAGGUAGGAGAGCUCCCACAGUGGGCUUACUUGAGGAGGAGGCCAGGCCUCUGUUCCUAUGUCUUGGAGAACAGGCUGUGAGCUGGAGUUGGCACAUCUGACAUUCUCUUUUCCUGAGAACCUGGGGUUUACUGCUGUGGCCUGGUCGGGCAAGGCCCUCCCGUCAGCCAGGCGAUCAUCUGUGCUCCAGCAGCGGCAGUGGUCAUUGUGGGUUGCCUAUGUGUUCUCUCAUUGCUGCAGUGCGGUCACUGUAGUGCUCCUGAGUGGUGACAGAGGGGAACCUGUUUAGUCCCUUUACUUGGUGAACUCGGUCACGGGAAUCUUGGAAUUUCUGACUCCUGCCCACAGUGUCUGUGUGUUGAAGAUGAACCUCCAUACAGACUUGGUGCUUUGAGGAAGCUGCCCUGUUCCAUCAGAAGCCCUCAUUCUGUCUUCUGUCCUCGUGCUCUAACUUUUAAGAACCUUUAUGGGAGUGUUCUCAUAUAGCCCUCCCCUGGCUUGAGGCUCGUGCACCCUAGUCCUUGGCCAAUCCCAGAGGUAACCUAGGCCGAUCUCCCUGUUCUUACUUUUAGGAGGUCUGGAAUAUAAUCUGGCUGUACAUUCUCAGAGGUGUUGAGAGAGUAGAAAUAAGCCAUGAUACCAUCAGUUUGCCUGAAGCUGUGAAUGGGAACAAGACAGUGCCAAAUUACUGAGUGUUCCAUGUCAUGGUGUGGUGGCCUGUAGGCCAGCCUUCAGGAGGUGUUGGUGGCCAGCAGUGACCCUGAGACAUGGAGGACGUCCAGUCUUCUGGGCCCUUUGUGUGCUCACAGGGAGACCCGCCAAAACACAUGAAGGGGUCAGAACCUUUGCUUUUUCAGCCUAAUUUUACUUUUGGUUGCUAUUUGAGAUCAUGUAGCCUACUUGGAGAAGAAACGAGUUUAUGCUGCUUGAUCUUGAGAUCCCACGCCCUGACAGGUGAGGUGGGGGGAGUUGCUGUUCCUCUCCGGCGUCUGCUCUGGUGCAAGGUGGGCUGGAGCAGGGAUGAUGCACCCCUGGCAGGGCCAGGAGCUGAGGAAGUGGCUGCUGUGAGCCUGUGCCCAGUGUUGUCACCCAGAUGGGACCACUGUGUGGGGCUGUUUCUCCAUAAAUCAGUUUUUGAAACCUU
This is a messenger RNA of Canis lupus familiaris (dog), 5854 nucleotides long. It is a transcript of the gene FBXO31, whose product is annotated as F-box protein 31. The record is from RefSeq and is a predicted model, not a curated record. Gene Ontology annotation, molecular function: protein binding. The transcript has 10 exons. Bases 11 to 1723 code for a protein of 570 amino acids. NCBI's taxonomy places the organism in Eukaryota, Metazoa, Chordata, Mammalia, Carnivora, Canidae.